Molecule: messenger RNA, 1629 nt
Organism: Eufriesea mexicana
Lineage: Eukaryota; Metazoa; Arthropoda; Insecta; Hymenoptera; Apidae
Product: alpha-tocopherol transfer protein-like
Exons: 7
Coding region: 316-1326 (336 amino acids)
Cellular component (GO): membrane
Molecular function (GO): phosphatidylinositol bisphosphate binding
Source: RefSeq, a predicted model, not a curated record
UCCGUCAGGCAGAAUUCUUAAUCAAAUUCAAUUAAUAAGAGUGUAAAUAAAGGUGCAAUACUUUCCUGAAAGGGUUUCUAUCUCUCGAGUUCGGCGGCAAAAGUUACCGCAAGAGUUCCAAGGCGGAGGUAGAAGAAAGGUGUAACUGGAAAUUAUAAAAGAGCAGUCGACCGUCAAGAGGAGACAGUCUCCUCCAAGUGUUCACCUGCGCGACUACAAAUCGGAAUUCCGACCAAUCGACAAUAUUUUGGAUAACAAAAAUUUCAAGUUGCUCUUACCUACUGCCUAUAAUUCGAGAGAAAUUAAGAGAACAAGAUGGGAGCGAUCGAAUGGGUAACCGAGGAAGAUAACUACGAAUGCACGUUAUCGAAAGAAACGCAGAAGUUAGCCAAGGAGGAACUCAGAGAAGAUAAAAAUACCAGAGAUCAAGCUCUCGAACAAGUUCGUAAUUGGAUAAAAUUGAAUCCGCGUAUUCAAAACUGUCGUCUUGAUGGGCAAUUUUUACUAAGAUUCUUGAGAUGCAAGAAAUUCAAUGUCCCAAUGGCGGAAGAGGCAAUCGAGAGGUACUUGCUGCUACGCCAAGUUUAUCAUCCUGCUUUCAAUAAUUUAGACAUUACGGAACCAACGAUGGAAGAACUAUUGUCCCUGGGAUAUCUGUUCGCUGCGCCAGGACGCGACCCUAAAGGCCGUCGUGUUGUAAUUGCUAGACCAGGUGUUUUCGAUCCCCAUAAGUACACGAAUGCCGACAUGUGUAGAAUCCAUGCGAUUACAUACGAAUGUUUGAUGGAAGACGAGGAAAGUCAAAUACGAGGUUUCGUUCAUUUCGCCGAUGGGGCUGGUGUCAGCUUCCCUCAUUUGACACUCUUUACUCCCAAAGAAGCUGUUCGUAUCGUUAAGAACGGAGAGCGAACUAUACCGAUGCGGCAUAAGGAAGUUCACGCAAUUAAUACACACCCUUCGUUGAAAUUUGCUCUAGACUUUGGUAUGUCCCUAAUUUCCGAAAAAAUAAAGAAACGAGUUAAAAUUUAUACCAGUUUAGAAGAAGCAAUCAAUAAUAAAAUGGACACCAGUAUGUUGCCUAAAGAGUACGGUGGUACGAUGCCUAUGAAAGAAAUGAUCGAACUAUGGAGAAAGGAAUUGCUAGAAAUGACACCGAAAUUAUUGAAUCAUGAUAAAAUGAGAGUAUCCUUGGAAUUGUAUUCGGAAAAGGCUCGAGAAGGUGCGGUAUCAGCGCUGAAACAAGGUUUUGGUUGUUCCGAUAUUGGCUCAAGUGAUUCCACCAUGUACGGUAUCACCGGUUCUUUCAGAAAACUCGAAGUCGAUUGAUUGCAGCGCAUUAUUACAUUUUUCUAAACAACAUUUACUCUAUCGAUAGAACAAGUAAUUGAUAUUUUUCUUGUAUCGAAUUAUUUUUAGUAGUAAGAUUGUGAGAGAUAAAUUUUGAUAAGAUAAUAUUCGUGUACAAGAAAAAGCAAUGAAAUUUCGAUCUCGAUCUCGAUCGACGCAGUUAUCUUUUGUGCUCGAUGAAUCUCGUAAAGUUCAGUAAGUAACGAUAAAUAAAUAUCGACGAUUUUUAUAUACUUAAAUAUAAUAUCAGAUUUAAACGUAUUUGACGAAACUUUGGUUUAC